AUGGACAAUCCGCACUUGGACCCAGUUGAGACAUUUUCGUACUUGCGGCUGGUCAGCGCGGAUGGCCACGAGUUCUUUCUGGACAGACGCAUAGCAUAUGAGUGUGACACGUUCAAGAAGAUGGUCGAGAAGGACGGUUUCAAAGAAGGACAGACCAAUGAGAUCCAGCUUCCGACCAUCACUGGCAAGCUACUGGAGAAGGUCAUCGAGUAUUUGUAUUUCAAGUACAAGUAUACAGACGCCAAGGUGCCUAUUCCAGAGUUUCCGAUUGAUGACGAUGUUGUCCUGGACCUGCUUCUUGUUGCCAACUAUCUCAACCUAUACUGA
Durusdinium trenchii is the source of this 327-nucleotide messenger RNA. The record is from the annotation of a GenBank genome assembly. NCBI's taxonomy places the organism in Eukaryota, Dinophyceae, Suessiales, Symbiodiniaceae.